CUUAAUUAUGUCAUUUAUAGCGCAUAUCUGUGCUGAUCGGCUGGUGAAGAGCUAUGCUGGGCUUGUGGAUACUUGUGGCCAAGCGGUAAUCGAGAUGCUUCAAGCCGGGAUUGUUCCGAUGGGUGCUGUCAAGCCCUUUGAAGUUCCCACAUGCGAACCGACCUAAGAUCUAGAGGAAGUGACAGAAUGGAAUGUGACCGGAUACCGG
This is a messenger RNA of Trichoderma asperellum CBS 433.97, 208 nucleotides long. The record is from RefSeq and is a predicted model, not a curated record. Lineage: Eukaryota; Fungi; Ascomycota; Sordariomycetes; Hypocreales; Hypocreaceae.